UAAAAGAAGACAUCCAAUAUGUGGAGCAAUAUUUUCGAGUUACUGGCUUUUAUGUAAAAAUUUUACAUAAAAUGACGACACUUUUCCAGCAUACAGACUUUCCAAUUGCCAGAGAUUACUUUGAUAUUUUACUAAUGACUAUGACAGCUCCGCGGUUUAUUCAAAACAGCACUGCUUUAGUUUUUGUCAAGGAUAACGUCUUAUCCGGCCUAAUUAAUAUACUGCCGCUGGUAUUUAAAAAUAAUGAGCUACAACAGUUGAUAUCAUAUCACAUUGAAACAAGUUCAGACCUUUGUUUCGAUUUGGUUGUGGCUUACCUGCAUGCAUGCAUCCUUAUUGAUGAUGAGGAUUAUUUUGGCAGUAAUGCUGAAUUUUUUUCAAACACUUUUAAAGUAAUUUUUCAAGGUGGUAACAUUUUUGUGGAUACAAAUGAUUUUGACGAAGUAAUAAACAUUUAUGCGACCCUAACACUUUUGGAUUCCACACAAGCCUUGCUUCUUAAAAUGCAAUAUUUUGUCAUAAAGGGGAACCUAGCGUUGUCAUUUGCGUGCACAGAAGUACUGAUCUCAGCUUCAAGUUGUGUAGACAUUUGUUCCGAUGAGCUCGUGACUAGACUUGAAUUCUGGUUCCAAACAAGAAACCGGUAUGCCAAAUUUUCAUCGAAUUUCAGACGUCUGAAUAUUGAUCACCUGAUCGGUCAUUAUUUUAAGUUGUGCUUGUGUAAAAUUUCAAUAAUCGAAAUUCAGGCACAACUCCCUUUGUGCUUCACCUCGUUUAAUAAUUGCAAUAUAUUUUGUUAUGCAACGGACUACAUUGAUAAGGCUGAGUUGGAAUCAUCGAGGUCGGCAGUUACCAAAAAAUUAUGCAAACUAAUGGAUGGACGCAAUGGUUUGCAUAUCGAGAAUUAUUAUGAAACCGUUGCUUAUAUGUAUGAGGUGAUGAGAUAUAAAACAGAUAUUUCCAGAGAUGUACAAAAACAGCUGUCGGAUUUGUUAGACAAAGUUUGCAAAAUUUGGACAAAACACAACUUUUCUUUUGAAAGACUGGUGAAUUCUGGAUUGAGUCUAAUGCGUGAAAUACAUGUUACAGAUGCUUCUCUAAUACAAAUACUUGAACUACUAAAGUACGUCGUUGACAGUGGAAAGAACUUCCACGUUCUGUCUUUUUGGUUGUUUCUAGAAGCGUGCAGCAACCAACCAAAAGACUCUAAAGUAUGCAUAAGUGCACAAGCAAUUCUCAAUUGCAUAAAAGUACCGGACAUCAUUCAAGUUAGUAUAUUUAGAAGAACAGCUCUAGAUCCUUGUGCUCCUACAGUUGUUUCAAAAUACUAUGCACAGAUAGAAUACUACAGUGAAUGCACGAUAUGCAUAAAUCCCUAUUUUGUGCAGCGCAAGCGUUCGCGCAGUGAAGUUGGUUAUGAAGAUACUGAGGAAAUUAUCCAAAAUAUUGGACACUUGGUAUCAAAAUUGAAACAUUCUUCA
Messenger RNA from Rhagoletis pomonella (apple maggot), 1481 nucleotides. RefSeq lists its product as uncharacterized. NCBI's taxonomy places the organism in Eukaryota, Metazoa, Arthropoda, Insecta, Diptera, Tephritidae. The record is from RefSeq and is a predicted model, not a curated record.